AUGGCCGUUGUAGUUUCCAGUGGGAUCAGCCAGUUAAAGUGGAUUCACUUCAAGAUGCGCCGCGAACCUCUAUCUGACAUGGAGGUAUUCGACGAUGCCAGUCGAGGCACAUGGGGAGCCCUGAUGAUGCUUAUUAAGCUCAAGGGAGGCUACCUCGGUUCCUUCGGUGCUUUCGUUGCCAUCCUGACGCUAGCUUUCAGCCCUUUCGCCCAGCAAAUCGCAACUUUCCACGCCCGUACAACAAAUUCAACUGCAGGGGCCACAAACCUCCGCUCUCAGCAGUAUCUGAUCGCCUUGAGUAGUCAAAGUGCACCAGAAGGUUUUAUCCCGAUCCUCCCAUUCAAAGCUGCCGUCUACAAUGGCCUUUUCGCCGAAAAUGGCAAGCCCUGGUUGAGUCUCCCCGUCAACUGCCAAACGGGAAACUGCACAUGGGAACCAUUCGAGACCCUUGGCGUUUGCAACACCUGCGUGGAUCUGACCGAAUUCAUGUCUCGGACUUGCGAGGACGAUUCUGCUCCAGAAGGCAACCUGACGGAGUGCGGCUGGUCUGUGCCUAUUGGUGCCAGACUCAAGACGCAUGCCGAUGUUUUCAGCAUGACCCCGGUUUUCCCCCAAGGCCUCGGUGACAUGUCUUAUUCAACGAUCAUGAAGCUUGUGUUCAUGGGAACCGAAAAGCAAGGAGGUAUUGCUGGCGAUCUUGCACCGUGGGCUCGACAGUGCACCCUUCAAGCCUGUGUCCAGACACUCAACUCCUCGAUCGUCAACGGUGAACUCAAAGAGACCAUAGUUCACGCAACAACAAACGGCACUGUAGCUAAAGCUACCCAGGAAUCCCUCGAACCCAUUUAUAUUUCGGGAGAGAACAAUAAGGAACCUUACCCAAUCGACAUGAAGGUCAUGAUGGGCAUACGGUCGUGGUUUUCAGACCUGUUCCGCAGCGGUUCUGCUUCGCGGAACGAAGAGGUGAUUAAUAAAACCAUCACCACACCAGACAACGUCAUCGUCAACCUUACUGUCGGUAUUUCCAGCGGUGAAACCUUUUUUGAUACCGACAUCGUUCAGGCUUUCUAUUGGAACUACUACGAGUAUCCCACUGGCAUCGACAUGCUCAUGAACGAUCUUGCAACUAGCGUGACGGUCAGUUUCCGAAGCUUCAACGGCACCAACGUCACUGGUAUAGCGCACACAGUUGAGAGCUACAUCCACGUAGAGUGGAGUUUCCUGACAGUCCCUCUUCUCACCAUUCUUCUUACCAUCAUCUUUUUAAGUGCUGCAAUCUAUCAGACGUACCACCAUAAUGCAAACUUGUGGAAAAGCAAUGUGUUGGCAACCUUGGUUCAUGGACUGGAUAGAAGUGCACGGGAAAAACUGGAAGACUUAGGUGGCUUGAGAGAGCAACAAAAGGAGGCAAAGACAGUCAAAGUGCAGCUGAGCGAAGGUGAUGGAGGACUCUUGAGGCUAUCCAAAUACGAUGACAUUUAG
Messenger RNA from Colletotrichum spaethianum, 1482 nucleotides. RefSeq lists its product as uncharacterized. The transcript has 2 exons. The coding region runs from base 1 to 1482 and encodes 493 amino acids. Lineage: Eukaryota; Fungi; Ascomycota; Sordariomycetes; Glomerellales; Glomerellaceae. The record is from RefSeq and is a predicted model, not a curated record.